This is a messenger RNA of Rhipicephalus sanguineus (brown dog tick), 1270 nucleotides long. RefSeq names its product THAP domain-containing protein 1-like. The transcript has 5 exons. Gene Ontology annotation, molecular function: sequence-specific DNA binding. The record is from RefSeq and is a predicted model, not a curated record. Lineage: Eukaryota; Metazoa; Arthropoda; Arachnida; Ixodida; Ixodidae. The coding region runs from base 122 to 988 and encodes 288 amino acids.
GCUGAUCUGUGACACGUGACCUUGCCCCGCCAUGAAGGUUCCCGCGCCCCGGGAGGAGAGCGCUCGCUUCGCCUGUUCCGCUAUGCACGUUGUGCGGUGAUUUCGUUCUGGAAGGUCCGAUAUGCCUUGUUGCUGCGCGUUUGGGUGCCGAAACCGGACGGAAGACGGCAAGAAGUUAUUUUGCAUCCCGCGGGGCAAACAGAACCUAACCAGAAGAAAAGUGUGGUUGCACAGAAUUGGACGGAAAGACUUCGAACCGUCGGCCACUGCACGACUAUGCGAGGACCAUUUCACCGAAGACCAGUUUGAACCGAUUAUUCUCAAGAAUACCGGUGAAAAGAAGCUAAGGCCAUUUGCGACGCCAAGCAUCUUUUUGCAUCGACCAGUAGCAAAGCCAUGCACGCCACCCCCUAAAAGAACAAGAGUGGACAGUACUGAUGACCCCAAAGUCAAGCAAAACACACAGGUCGAUGUCGAACCCCAGCCAGUGGACACCGAGAAUGAUGUUCCUGAUAUGCAACCAGACCCACAGAUUCCUGCCCCAUUCCAGCCAGAAAGUACACAGGCUGGCCUGUUGAUACAAGCAGCUCUGCAGAGGAGGGUGGCACAGCUUGAAACUGAACUUCAGGCGGCGCGACGGAAGCUUCAACUUGCUCAGAGGCAGCGUUUGCAGGCACUAACUGCAAAUAAGCGCCUUGUCGCAGGACUAAACAAAUACUUGAAUGAAGACGAAGUUAAAUGUCUCAAGAUGGCAACAAUGCAGGGGACUCGAUGGACUAAGAAGACUGUUAUAAAAGCUUUGAAAAUGAGACUUUCCUGUGGAGCACGUGGCUAUGACUCAGUCAGAGAGCUUGGACAACCUCUGCCAACAGAACGCACCCUACAUCGUCACUUGGAAGGGUACAACUUCACACCAGGUUUGCUGGAGGACAUCAUGGAGUCUCUCGCACUGAAGGUAAGUGCACAGACAGGUGCCCAUGACCCUUGACCUAUCUUGUUACCAUAGCACCGCUGUUUGCAUCUCCUAACUAAACCUUUCCACUCCAUAGGUUAGCCUCAUGUCACCAGAGAAGCGGCACGUCACUUUAUUGCUCGAUGAGAUGCAGCUUGCUCCAGGCUUAGUGUACAACCCAUCCUCGGGAACAGUUCUUGGAGCCCCAACUAUACCUCUUGCAGACGCAACACUGCCACCCGACUGUUUGGCCACUCAUGGGCUGAUAUUUAUGCUCGGUGGGAUAACAACCCGCUGGAAGCAAACAGCUGCUUACCA